AUGUCGAAAUCUUUAUACCAAAAGCUCUCACUAGCAUAUAAGACGACUAGAUUUCCUUGGAAAAAACAUGCACUUAUCGGUUACGAUCUCGAAGGCAAUGAAUACUGGGAUUGUCCCAACCCAUUAGGUGGAAGAAUGAAGCGAUGGGUGCAAAUGACAGACGAUUCUGAGAAUGAUUUGACAGUAUUUCAUGGAGACAAAUUACCAGUCCAAUGGCAGGCAUGGUUGAGACACACAAGAACAGCUGCACCCACUAUACAAGAAUUAGUACAAGAAGAGAGAAGAAAAGCCCUUGUGCAGGAGAGAGCCAAGGCUUUGGAUGAAGAGUGGGAGCAGCGCAAGUUGCAACUACAACAGUUGCAUGACGAUGAACAGAGAGAAGUGGAUCGUUUGGCAGCAUUGGAAAGUGCGGAAAAAGAGCAAAAGGACAAGAAGGAAGAAGCUGCCAAGUCAUCGAGACCUUCUGGUACUGGCGAUACCUUUUCGCCAGGUGAAUGGAACCCAACAAGCUCAAGAAGAAGAUAA
This is a messenger RNA of Mucor velutinosus, 525 nucleotides long. RefSeq names its product RNA-binding RNA processing protein rpp1 (gene RPP1). Gene Ontology annotation, cellular component: mitochondrion; membrane. Gene Ontology annotation, biological process: mitochondrial respiratory chain complex I assembly. Bases 1 to 525 code for a protein of 174 amino acids. The transcript has 5 exons. NCBI's taxonomy places the organism in Eukaryota, Fungi, Mucoromycota, Mucoromycetes, Mucorales, Mucoraceae. The record is from RefSeq and is a predicted model, not a curated record.